GCAGGGGCUGUGGGCCCGCGAUGGCGAGCGCGCUCUCGCUCCGCGGGGUGCUGGGGCUGCUGCUGGUGUCUGCGCUGCCCGAGGUCCUCGGAGUCCUCCCCAGCCCCGACCUCCAGGCACACCCAGGGGACCCCACCCAGGCCGGCCCUGCGGUCGCUGAACCCCGGCGGCGGCAGCCGCUCCAGGACCAGCACGAGCGGGCCCGGGCCGGGGCACUGCCCCUGGGGGCGCUGUACACCGCAGCCGUCGUGGCUUUUGUGCUGUACAAGUGUUUGCAGCAGGGGAAGGAUGAGGCUACUGUUCUCCAAGAGGAGGCGAACAAAAAGGAAUCAUUACAGUCCGAGCAACAGCUGGCUCAAUUGACACAACAACUGGCCCAGACAGAGCAACACCUAAACAAUCUGAUGGCCCAGCUGGACCCCCUGUUUGAACGUGUGACUACCCUGGCUGGAGCCCAGCAGGAGCUUCUCAACAUGAAGCUACAGACCAUCCACCAGCUGCUGCAAGAGAACAAGCCAGACAAGGGUGUAGAGGUUCUAGAACCAGAAUGCAGCAGCCCCUUUCCCGAGGCCUUAUGUAUAGAGGACGAGGAGGCUGCCAACAGUCAGUCCUGGGAGGAGCCCCUGAACUGGAGCACAGAGACAAGGAACCAGGCUCCUCCCUGGGAAGUGGAGCAGGGACUCAGGAGAAGAUACAGCAGGGCGAGGGCAAAGGGCCCCAGCCCCCACCCCUGCUGGAAAGGAGGGACGGCAGCUGAAAGUUUAGUAAAACAAAGUCUGUUCUUGUGACUGGAUGCUCCCGUGUGCUUUUUCCACUCCGGCUGGUGACACACACACCCAUACUAGGUGCCUCCGAACAACUGGGGCUUCUUGAAAAACUUCCCUUAUUAGGACAAAAAGAGGCUGCCUUCCCGUGUGAGAGCUCAGAAGCUAGAGGGAGCUGCGGCCUUCCCUGUGUUCCUGAGGCCCGCAGGCCAGUCGUCAGGGCACAAAAAUCCCUUCUUUCAUAAGGCAUAGCUGAGAGAAAGGUCUUUCAAAAAAAAAAAAACUUUACUAAAAACAGUGGGACAAUAAGCGGGAGAAACAAUAUACAAAAUGAAAGUAGCUACAUUCCAAAGUUGCAACCUUGAUACAUGACUGGCCAUACACCCAGUACCGAGUCUCUCAUCCAAGGCCCUGAUCUGUGUUGGAGAGGCUGGCUCAGCGGAGGUUCACUUGGGUAGACUCAGUUUCCUGAUUCUUUAAAGAGCUGGUCCAACGACCCGGUGUGGCUUGGUCUCACACAAACAUAAAAGGCCUUUUUCAAACCGUGAAGCGUUCUGUGUUUUGUUUAAUACUGAAGAUUCCUUUGUGCUCCUGACUCUGACCUAUCCCUGAAGUAUCCUGGAUUCUGGAAUUUGUAAGAUUCUUCUAGUUCUUCUGGCUGCUGUGGAGAGAAGAAGGUCAGUUCAGGCACUGGCAAGAGUCCACUACUCAGACCCAUCCUUUGGGAGGGGGGCCGGGCAUGCAGGACAUGACGACAUCAGAACUGCUCACUCCCAGCUCAUGGGCUGCAUCCAGCGUUCUUCCUGAGGGAACAGUUUACCUGAUGGCCACAGUCAGGCUGUGGUACCAGCGCAACAGCUCCUCCUGGUCUGUGGACAUAAGCAGGAGCUUCUCGUGGGGAAAGGACAGCUAGGGAGAGACCACAUUUUAGUACAUGGCUCAGAGGGGUCAAAGGCCAGAGCUGUCUGCAAGGAGGUACUUAGGGCCGGGAGAACUAUGUUGUAUGAAGCCCGAGCCCAGUUACCUGCUCUCCACGUAGAAGGCUCAGUUCCUAUGGAAGGGCCCAGGCCAAGGAGAUAAACAGGUACAUAGCCACAUAAGGUACAUUUGGGGCCUCCCUUGCCUUACCCCGGACUCCCCCGUAACUUACACUGAGCAGUCCACCACAAGGGCCUCCUGAGUGGCCAAAGACCCUGCGGAGUUGACACUGGGACAUGGGGUAGAGGGCCCGGCAGGCAAAUGUGCCGCUCUGCAGCAGGUGCAAUGGGGGGCGAGGCUUGGCCAUGAGGAGCACAUCAGAGAAGAGGAAGAACAUUCGGGGUCGAGGCUCCCCACGGGGAGGCACCACCAAUAGCCACCCCUGGCGUAGGAACCAGCGACCUAGAGGAUGGGAGAGCUGUUACUCUGGCACAACUCCAGGACCACGAUCCACAGGAAGAGAAGGGGAAGUGGAGAAACAGAGGGUAUGUGCUGGCAAUAUAGAAGAAGUGGGGCAACAAAAGCAGUGUUUGAGGAUUGAGAAAGAUGUGCCACAAUACCUGAGGUAAGUCCCUUUGCGUGGCGUCCACCGAGCAGAGCCUGGACACGCCGGAGGUGCUGGUCAUUCUUCUGUUUCUGACCUAUGGUGUGGACCCUCUGGGCAGUCUCACUUAUCAGCCGGGCAGCCCCUAGAACGACACGCCCCACCCCACUUCCAGCACCACUGUGACUUCGCGUGACUGGCAGUGGUGAAUGAUGGGCUGUUUACAGAGGUCAGGGUUCAACUUCUAAAGAGUAGGUAGAGCAAUAGCGACACCAGACAGUGGGAGACUGGGGCCCAACAGACACGAGAUGGGAGAGCUGUUGGAAGAGAGAACCAGAAACAGGAGUGACGGCCUCCCGCCUGAAUUUUGGAGGAGUAAGAACAUACGUGUCAGCUGCUGGUGGUCAGGGCUGCUGGGGCCUGUGUUCUCAGCCAAAGCAACAACAAGAGUCUCAUACCUGGAAUUAGACAGCAGGAAGUCAAUGAAGGGAAGCAGUGUCAGGUGAAACUCCCUCUGCUUUGGUGAGUGUGGCAGAGUCCUAUAUGGAGGUGUGAAACUGUACUCCGAGAAUUGUAGUUAUGUAAUCUAAGUGGCAAGUCAGUAAAUAAGUAAAAUAAAAAAACCCUCUGCCUGACAUAUAACCCCUAUGUAUUAUUUGGUUGCAUGGCCCAGAGAGAUCUGCUCCUGGCUACCGGAUUCCUGUCACAUAGAAUACAGGCCACAUGCCCUCGUCCAUUCCACAACGAAGAGUAUGGGGUGCGCUGACCACAGUUCCGGAGCCUAAAUCCCAAGAUUAAAGUUAACCCACCCACGGAGGAUGCCACAGACAACCUUACUAUAUACGCUCUUGACUCAUCCGCAGGAGCAGAAAUCCUAAGGUAGGCCAGGCUCUAAUCUCAAUAAACUCUUCUUGAUACCUGUCACAGCCCUAUUAUGGGCCCUGUAACUUUAAUGCAGAGUUCCCCAGUCCCAGCUAAGAGGCUGUGGGCCCUGGGUACUCCAGUGAGUUCACGCAGGAUUUCAAGAGCAGUUUGUCCCAGGAGAGAGGCACUGGGACAGACCCCAUGCAGCCCCACAAAGCUGAGGGCAGCAGUCAUACACUCAGAAAAGGGAAGAUGGCUGAGUCACUCACUGCUGGAGCCUCUCCAGAGGCAGAGGGAGCAGGUCCUGGAGCUGAAGGCCCCCAAACUCAGGGCGGCCUUCCUGAAGCCGCACACACCUCCUGAAACGUUUGCUUUUCUUUAGUAGUUCCUAGAGGAGGGGUGAGGGUUUGCGGCCUUGAGAGAAGCCACUCUUUAUAUGGUAUUCAUCUGUGCACACAGGGCUCAGGAAGCUGUGUGCUCCUGAGAGCAGCUGUCUCCCUACAGGGAGCUUAGCAUACAGCCGGGACCCAGAGGCCCUGGAAGUGCAGGAACAACACUAGAGAAGUUUGGGUCUCCAGGCGAGGUGGAAACGUAUUAGGGCAAGAGAGGAAGAGAAGGGGAACCCGAGUCACCUUCGGGUUACCUGUAGGGUGGUCUGGGCCCUCUCUGCGUUGGCAGCAAAUUGUACGUAGAGCUCCAGGUGGGGGCA
Molecule: messenger RNA, 3859 nt
Organism: Talpa occidentalis (Iberian mole)
Lineage: Eukaryota; Metazoa; Chordata; Mammalia; Eulipotyphla; Talpidae
Gene: CCDC107
Product: coiled-coil domain containing 107
Exons: 6
Coding region: 21-788 (255 amino acids)
Source: RefSeq, a predicted model, not a curated record